Molecule: messenger RNA, 911 nt
Organism: Mandrillus leucophaeus (drill)
Lineage: Eukaryota; Metazoa; Chordata; Mammalia; Primates; Cercopithecidae
Product: katanin p60 ATPase-containing subunit A-like 1
Exons: 3
Coding region: 1-378 (125 amino acids)
Biological process (GO): microtubule severing
Cellular component (GO): microtubule cytoskeleton
Molecular function (GO): ATP hydrolysis activity
Source: RefSeq, a predicted model, not a curated record
AUGUUCUUUAAACUACUGAUAAGAGUUCUGGAGAUCCAUGUCAUACUAACAGCAAAAGGAAGAGCCGAGCUUCUGAAGAUCAACCUUCGUGAGGUCGAAUUAGAUCCUGAUAUUCAACUGGAAGAUAUAGCCGAGAAGAUUGAGGGCUAUUCUGGUGCUGACAUCACUAAUGUUUGCAGGGAUGCCUCUUUAAUGGCAAUGAGACGGCGUAUCAAUGGCUUAGGUCCUGAAGAGAUCCGUGCACUUUCUAAAGAGGAACUUCAGAUGCCUGUUACCAAAGGAGACUUUGAAUUGGCCCUAAAGAAAAUUGCUAAGUCUGUCUCUGCUGCAGACUUGGAGAAGUAUGAAAAAUGGAUGGUUGAAUUUGGAUCUGCUUGAAUUUCUGUCAACUCUUUAAUUUCUGGUAUUUUUGUUUAUAAAAUAUGAAGAAAUUCCUGCAAUUUUUAAAAAACAGAUUUGGAAUUUUUUUCAGUGGAGUGAUUUUCACUUAAAGGAAAAAAAAACAUCUAAAACUGUGAAGAAUACUAAAUGUAGUUGAGAAAUAAUUCAGGGCGAGAGUUUGCUAGUCUCCCUUCCCUGGCUUUGUACUGGUAUUCCACGUAUUCCUGCAUUAAUAUUGCACACCCAAACCAGUCUAUCAGGGAGGCUGAAGAGAGGGAGCAGUGUGCUAUUUUAGAAACUUGUUUACAGAAGAUUUAGAAAUACCCCUAUUUCUCAUUUGCAGUUGUUUUUCUUUGUUUUUGUUUUUGUUUUUUUCCACUUCUUUGCUCUGUCAACAUGAGGGACCUAUCUAUACAGGUUGACUUUUAACAUCAAAAUUGGAUUUGUGUCACACUCUGUAUUUAUUGUUAAGAGAAGAAUGACAGUAUAUUUUGGAGGAAAUAAUUUACUGAUUAAACCUUUAGAAUUUA